AUGCUGCGUCCAGAUCGAAGCCUGGUUGAAAGACUGUUCGCCAGCGGGCAUAUACGCACCCUGGUGUGUACGGCCACCCUGGCGUGGGGUGUGAACUUGCCCGCGCAUGCGGUUGUCAUCCGUGGGACUCGAGUUUACAAAGCGGAACAAUCUGAUUUCACCAAUCUGGACGUUCUUGAUGUAUUGCAAAUUUUCGGCAGAGCUGGUCGACCACAAUUUGAUCGCUUAGGUGUAGCUACCAUAAUCACCACAAAAGACAUGCUGGACUACUAUUUGCGUCGGAUCACCAAUCAACAUCCGAUUGAGAGCACACUGUUGAAAAACCUGCACGACCAUUUGAACGCCGAGAUCGCUCUAGGAACUAUCAAUAAUCUGGAUGAUGCCGUAACUUGGUUAAAAGAUACUUAUUUGUUCAUUCGUCUCGUGCGAAAUCCGUUGCAUUAUGGACUUCAAGGAGACUUUGCCGAGCGUGAUCCGGACCUGUCGGAAUAUCUUCGUCAUGCUCUGCGAGCCAGUGCGAUGGCUUUAGACGAGGCUGAGAUGAUUCGAUUCGAACCGAGCACUGGGCAACUGGCUUCCACUGAUCGCGGUCGUACAGCUAGCCUAUNAUACUAUAUUCGAUACAGUACUGCAUCGAUGGUUCGGGAUACCCUGGAACCGUCCAUGAUCUUGCCUCAACUGUUCUCGGUACUGAGCGAGGCUUCGGAAUUUGCCGCAAUGAAGGUUCGAGAUGAAGAAGGUACGGAAUUGGUUGAAUUGAAGGAAUCAUUCUGUCAUGUGACUGUCGACAAAUCUGGUACAGUAGACACAGAUGUCCCAGCCAAGGUGAACACGCUCUUGCAGGGCUACAUCAGUCGUCAUCAACCCAAUUGUCACUCCUUGGCUUCCGAUAUGAAUUAUAUUCAUCAAAAUGCUGGUCGCCUGGUUCGCUAUUUGUUCGAGAUCUCCUUACGUCAGGGCUGGGCCGGAUGUGCUUCCUCUGCACUACAACUGGCUCGAAUGAUAGAACAACGUCAGUGGAACAACCAAUCUCCCCUAUGGCAGUUUUGUGAUGCGUCUACUGCCAGUCUGCUCGAACGGGUCGAUUCUUUAUCACUGUCUGUGGAUCGCAUACGGGAGACAGAUGCGGACGAGCUAGCUCAUCUUUUGCACAGCCGUAACCGAUUCCGUGCAUCAGAGAUCAUCCGUAUGGCUUCCUAUGUCCCACAAAUCCAGAUCAAUGCCGAGACCCAACCAAUCACACGAACCAUUCUACGUGUUCGAAUCGAAUUGACACCGGAUUUUACUUGGUUUGAUCGAUUUCAUGGACUGCAGCAGAAUUUCUGGGUUUGGAUAGAAGAUCCGGAUCAGGGAUUGAUCUAUCACUCGGAAUAUUGGACUCUGACGAAACGUACGUGGAAACUCAAAGAACCGGUCAGUCUGAGUUGUACCAUACCGUUGUUCGAACCGUUCCCGGCACAAUAUUUGAUUCGUGUGAUUAGUGAUCAGUGGCUCGGAGCCGAUUCGGUAUAUGCGAUCUCUUUCAAACGCCUAAUCCUUCCGCCAGCUGAUCCACCGCAUACGGAUCUGUUGAAUCUGGAACCGCUCUCAGUCACCGCGUUACAGAACGCUCAGUAUGAGAUGCUGUACAAAUUCACUCACUUCAAUCCGAUUCAGACACAAAUCUUCCACACACUGUAUCAUCAGGAUGUGAAUGUGCUGCUAGGUGCACCAACCGGAUCCGGUAAAACAGUCGCGGCCGAAUUAGCCAUAUUCCGUGUAUUCAAUGAAACCCCGAAGAAAAAAUGUGUGUAUAUUGCCCCACUAAAGGCCCUUGUACGAGAGCGAAUUGAGGAUUGGAGCGUUCGGAUCGGAGAAAAAUUAGGCAAACGAGUGGUUGAAUUGACUGGAGAUGUAACCCCGGAUAUUUGGCAACUGAUGCACGCGGAUCUGAUAGUGACCACACCAGAAAAAUGGGAUGGGAUCUCACGAUCCUGGCAACAGCGUGCGUACGUGCGCCACAUUGCUCUGAUUGUAAUCGAUGAGAUUCAUCUGCUCGGAGAAGAACGCGGUCCGGUUCUUGAGUUUGAAAAACCGCAUUGUGUGGACACGGAGUUAUUUGAUUCGAUGCAAUCGUAUCAAUAUCCGGUUAGUUUUUUUAUGCCGGCGGAUUUCUGCAUUACCUCCAGCAGAAGCGUCACCUCUGUUUAA
This is a messenger RNA of Echinostoma caproni, 2190 nucleotides long. NCBI's taxonomy places the organism in Eukaryota, Metazoa, Platyhelminthes, Trematoda, Plagiorchiida, Echinostomatidae. The record is from the annotation of a GenBank genome assembly.